AUGAAUCACAUGCGCGAGGGCGGCAACGCUGGCAUGUCCUCAACAGCCUCAGCUGCGCUUGGUCGAAUCAGUUGUGCAAAAAGUGCUGUGCAAGUACGUUGUCGCGCAUGUCAGGAAGUCCUUUCAUGUCCAUCAGCAUUACGUCAGCAUUGUGAGAGUCGCGCACACGCCGCACGAAUUGCACAACUUGCAUCGAAAGCUGAGAAUGUGCCAAGCGAUAAUUGUCCUUCUAAUACCACUAUGCCAGUACCGCUGAGUCCUGAAACUGUUCUCGAAUGCCGGCGUUGCUCGUUCGAGACUACUAAUUCAAACAACGCAAUUGGUUAA
This is a messenger RNA of Thelazia callipaeda (thelaziosis nematode), 327 nucleotides long. The record is from the annotation of a GenBank genome assembly. Lineage: Eukaryota; Metazoa; Nematoda; Chromadorea; Rhabditida; Thelaziidae.